UGGAGCGCAAAGGUCCUUCAAGCAUAGUCUCUGGAGUUUUCGUUCCUUGAAUCUUAAUUUUCUUGUUCCAGCUCUAAUUCUGUUGAUUUUCUGCUUCUUCUUCCCUCCCGCUAAACCUUAAUUGUGUUAGGGGCAGAGAUGGCUCUUUCAUUAAGACGUUAUGCGCGGCCAUCCCACCACGACUUGGAUGAUUUAAAUUGCAUUUUAAGAGAGAGAAGCCAAAAGGAACGAGAGAUGUCAAUAGCAAUGGAAACCAUGAGAGGAGAUCCUUUGCCUGAAGAUGUGAUCAUUGAGAUUUUAUCACGUUUGCCAGUGAAAAAUCUACUGCAGUUCAAGUGUGUGUGCAAAUCAUGGCACGCUAUUAUCACAAGCCCUAAAUUGAUAUCCAAGCAUCUGAGAAAUUACUAUGACAAAAAUGACAGUGACUGUCUCCUAGCUCAGUACCGCAUAACCCUAGCGGGAGAAAUUGCUUCGUUUGAGUUGUUGGUUGAUGAAACACCAACAAGAGCUUUAUCGCAUGGAUUACUGGAUCGCAUGCCUUUUCAAAGUCCAUAUAUCUAUGGUCCUUGUGAUGGAAUAUUUUACAUGUACGGGCAUUUUUAUGACUUUCAUGCUCUGUGGAACCCCGCAAUUAAUGAAUUGAAAACUUUACCUCCGAUACCCAAUCCUCCAUUCAGUUUUUCUUAUGGCCCUGUGUGCAAUGUGUAUGGUUUUCGAUUACAUCCGGUAACUAAGGAUUACGAGGUUAUUGUCAUGAGAGAGUUUUGGAGAGAAGAGGGAGCAUGGGGAGACAGGUAUCCUUUAAGUGUAUUCGUCUACACGUUAAGCAGUGAUUCUUGGAGAUACUGGGGGGACUUGUCACGUUAUUAUCAUUUACGUAAUAACCUAUGCUACAUUUGUGUGAAAGGAGUAUUCUACUGGCUGGGAUCAUAUGGAGCAUGCGGAGAUCCCGAAGUGAUCAUUAAUUUUGACUUGGCUACGAACGUGUGCCAAGAGAUACAGCUACCAGAUUAUGACAAGUCAAUAAAGUCUGUGAGUCUUGCAGUGUACAAUGACUCCAUCGCUCUCCUCGUCGUUCAAAAGGGAUCAGUUCUUCAUGUAUGGACAUUGGACGAGAGGUGUUGGACCCAGAAAUUUGUUGUCGGGCCUCUUUUGGGAGUUCAGUAUCCAGUUGGGCAUUGGCAGAACAACACGAUAAUCUUGAUAUCCGACUCUGAUGAAUUACUCUUAUGCGAUCCCAGAACCCAGGAAAUAAGUGGUCUUGGAUUUGAGGGGAGCGCAAUGCGGUGUGUGGGAAUUUUUGCUUACAAGGAGAGCCUAGUUCCAGUGAAGAAUGGACAUGAGGAAGCUGAGACAAUAUCUGAUUGUCGAAUCAUUUGUUCACCUUUUCUCAUGGAUCCAGAUUACGUAGAGGCUCUAAAAUUAUUUGAUUAACGUUGUAUGUAUUGCGCUAUCAUAAUUAAAUCCUUUUACCUCUUCUGAAAAUGGAUUUUAAUUCUUUCUUAUUGUC
Populus euphratica (Euphrates poplar) is the source of this 1510-nucleotide messenger RNA. Its product is annotated as putative F-box/LRR-repeat/kelch-repeat protein At1g11620. The coding region runs from base 139 to 1434 and encodes 431 amino acids. Gene Ontology annotation, molecular function: protein binding. NCBI's taxonomy places the organism in Eukaryota, Viridiplantae, Streptophyta, Magnoliopsida, Malpighiales, Salicaceae. The transcript is spliced from 3 exons. The record is from RefSeq and is a predicted model, not a curated record.